AUGGAACCGGAACCGUCCCUUGCCGCUCUCCUCGAGGCUAUCACAGCCCUCACAGCCACAGUCGGGUCCCUCCAGGACCAAAUCAAAUCACAAGGCCAACAGCUCAAUGAGCUCAAGGCCAUAUGUAAGGAGACCGCCGAUCUACUCGGCGACAAGGACCAAGGAACCCAAGCCCAGCCUGGCCCAUUGGCUGGGCCUGUCACUCCCCCCACUCACACAGGGGGAGAAGCGCACACUCCAGGAACGGUUAGGCCUGGACUCAAGGCCCCCUUCCGCCCAUCAAGAGGAAUGGGCUUUGACUCAGAAGAGGAGGAAGAACCCAGGCGAGCUCCCAAAAAAGAGCCUCGCGACACGCCUAAACGGAGCCUCAGCUCCUUCACCCCCUUCGAUUCAGGGUCCAGCGUAAAGCGACCCAAGAUGGAGCUCCCAGACCCAUACAAGGGAGACUCCAGGGGACGGAAGGCAACCCAGUGGCUAGACCGUAUGCUGCUGUGGGUCGCGCUUCAUCGAGAUCAAUUCGAUGAAGAGGAACAAAUGGUUGUGUGGAUUCUGUACCACAUGACAGACAAAGCCGCCGACUGGGCUCUUCCCAUUAUUGGGACUAUCAUCAAGGGCGAGGGAAAUCCCCCCACCACCAUCCCGGCCUUAACGGCCAAAUUCAAGGAAGCCUUUGCCGAUCCAGACGCGAAGAGGGCGGCUGCCAGGAAGAUUGCCGCAUUAACUCAGACCACGACCACGUCUGAGUACGUCACUGAAUUCCGCAACCUCAUGGCGGAACUUGACUGGAAUACUGAGGCGUACAUUGCCCAGUUCACGCGCGGCCUUCACUGGAAGGUGAAAGAACUCUUGUCCACCAAGGACAAUAUUCCCGACGACGACCUAGAAGCCAUAUUUGCUGCCUCGGUCAAAAUUGACAAUACUCGUCGGGAAAACGAGGAAAACCGUCCUAAGAAGCUUCCUGCCAAAUCCCCGGCCACCGUGGCCACUUCCACCACUACCACCACCCAACGGGUCCGCCUCUCAGAGGACCCUAAUUAUGUCACACCGGAAGAAAGGGAUCGUUGUUGCGCGUCUGGCCUUUGUGUCAAGUGCGGUCAGAAGGGACAUGGGAUCAAACAAUGUCCCAAUGGCUGGAAGGCCACUCCCAAGGAAACUGCCAAGGUGGCCCAGGACGAGUCGGAAAAAGAAUGA
Molecule: messenger RNA, 1191 nt
Organism: Rhizoctonia solani
Lineage: Eukaryota; Fungi; Basidiomycota; Agaricomycetes; Cantharellales; Ceratobasidiaceae
Product: Retrotransposon-derived protein PEG10
Exons: 1
Coding region: 1-1191 (396 amino acids)
Molecular function (GO): nucleic acid binding; zinc ion binding
Source: RefSeq, a predicted model, not a curated record